Messenger RNA from Penicillium salamii, 1032 nucleotides. The record is from the annotation of a GenBank genome assembly. Lineage: Eukaryota; Fungi; Ascomycota; Eurotiomycetes; Eurotiales; Aspergillaceae.
AUGGCCACAUCUUCUCCCUUGUCAAAUUCCAUCAUGGUAUCAGAAGCGCAAGCGGUUGAGAUCUACCGCGACGCAGUCGUUUUCGAUGGACUAAACAUCGCCAACUGGUCACGCGACAUCUUCGAAGCCUGGCACCAGGGUAGAAUCACCGGUGUAUCAUGCACCUGUGGUAUCUGGGAAGGGUUUCGCGGUGCCGUUGCCAACGUGGUCCAGUGGAAAAAAUGGUUCGAGGAACAUUCCGACCUGAUCGUGCAAGCACAUUCUGUGCGAGACAUCCGCCAGGCGAAACAAAACGGCAAAACAGCGGUGCUCUUAUCCUGGCAGAACACAGCCGGUAUUGAGGACCAGCUGGAUUACCUCCGAGUUUUUCGCGACCUGGGUGUGCGCAAGAUGCAACUCACCUACAAUACCCAGAACUACUCCGGGGCCGGGUACACCGAGAUUCGCGACUCGGGUCUGACUGGGUUUGGUCGACAGGUUGUUGAUGAAAUGGGGCGGUUGGGCAUUGUGGUCGAUCUGUCGCAUGUUGGACCGGUCACAAGCGAGGAUGUCAUCGAAUAUGCGACUAAACCCCCUUGCUUCAGCCACGUCUUGCCGGGAGGUUUGCUCGACCAUCCACGCAACAAGUCCAAUCACCUACUGCAACUCAUUGGCAAGAAAGGCGGAUUUGUAGGAAUCAGUCAAUUUGGACCGCAUAUGGCCAAAGGGAAUCAAUCAACUAUCGACGAUUAUGUUGCUGCUGUGGACUUUGUCAUUGAUUUGAUCGGCGAGGAUUUGGUUGGUGUUGGAUCGGACGCCAGUGAGGGCCAUGCUCGACCAAGUGAGUUCAUGGCCUGGUGUAAUCUUGACAAGGGGUAUGCCCGUCGUUUAACUCCUUGGGGCAGUCAAACUGUUGUGAAGCCUCUGGGCCCCUUGAAGGAACGUCCCGAGUUAGCCAAAGCAAUGGCUCGGGCGGGCUGGUCGAAAUCUAAAAUGGAGAAAGUGCUGGGAGAGAAUUGGCUGAACUACUUGGAGCGCAUUAUCGGAGAAUAA